UGUGGCUCAAGCAGCCUUCAAUGGCCACAACCUCUGACCCCAGCGUUUCACCCAAAGUCUCACUUGGAGCAGAGGUAGAAACGAAGAAUUUCGACGCAAAGGCAGUGCCAAAUUACAUCUCUACUGCGCCCAGGUCCAACUUGGCCAGCUUUGGCGCCUCGGAAAUCUUCGAGGAUCUGGACGCUGAAGCAUCUGUCCGUGCAUCCCCGCUUGGGAUCGUCACUAGCGGAUGUGGUCGGCAUUGGUCGCUGAAGGCAGAUAUAGAGGUAGAAGAUGUGACCGUGUCAUCGCAAUACUACGACGCGUUCCUAAGUCAUGAGUGGGGCAGCUCGGGCUUUCUGAAGGUUUUGACUAUAUUGAUGAUCUACAACUUGCGUGCAGCUACCGCAUUCACUUUGCUGUCAAGCCUUCUCUUCGGCGUGCUGCGCGUCUACGAGAUUUUGCCGGACGACGAAAGCACAGUCGUCCUGGGCCACGGCGUCUUCUUUUUCGUGAUAACUUUUUGGCAGCGAAUCAGGGAAUGCUUCAAGAAGCCUCACCUCUUCUUUGUCGACAAGCUUUGUAUUGAACAGAAGGACGCCAAAGCCAAAGCGCAAGGUAUUUUGAGCCUAGCGGCCUACUUGAAGCGAUCCAAGUCGCUCUUGAUUCUGUGGUCGCCGCAGUACUUCCAGAGGCUUUGGUGCACGUUUGAGCUGGUUUCAUUUCUUCGAGAGCAGGAUGUAGGUGUACGGAUCAUGCCUGUGAAGAUGGUGGUGCUGCUGGUGCACUUGAACUUGACGUGGCAGCUCUGUCGGGUGACAUUGAAAAUUCUAAACUCUGCUUCGGCUGUUCAAGACAACAUUAGAGAGGUGACCUCAUUCUUCCUGGUCCUGACCAUUUUGGGGGCAGUGGUUUUGCCAGUAUACCACUGGCUGGGUCUUUGGAUGAUGACUGACAUCCAACGCUUGCCACAGCAACUCCAUACCUUCAAGAUUCAAGAUUCCAAGUGCACAUGCUGCAGCAUUGAUCACAAGGAUCCGCAGACUGGUGAGCCGAUUGCUUGCGACCGGAAACUCGUUGCUUUG
This is a messenger RNA of Cladocopium goreaui, 1064 nucleotides long. Lineage: Eukaryota; Dinophyceae; Suessiales; Symbiodiniaceae. The record is from the annotation of a GenBank genome assembly.